Molecule: messenger RNA, 961 nt
Organism: Pyrgilauda ruficollis (rufous-necked snowfinch)
Lineage: Eukaryota; Metazoa; Chordata; Aves; Passeriformes; Passeridae
Product: ATP-dependent DNA helicase Q4-like
Exons: 3
Molecular function (GO): zinc ion binding; nucleic acid binding
Source: RefSeq, a predicted model, not a curated record
GAGCCCCCUCUGACCCCAAAUCCCCGGAGAAUCCCAAAACCUCCCCAAUCCCAGCAAACCCCGGAGCUCGGAGCCGAAAUUUCCUCGGAAAAUCCCGAAAAACCCCAAGAUUCCCAAGAAUUCCUUCCUCCCUCGCUGGGAAAAAUUCCCAACUUUUCUUCACCCGUUGCCGAAAAAUUCCGGCGGCUCCAACGGAGCGUGGCCCGAACUCUGAGCUCGCUGGACCCCGCCUGGAUCCAGCGGUGCGAGGAAUCCCCAAAAAAACACCGGGAAUUUUUGGAAAACGACGCCAAAUCCCAGCGGGAAUUUCUGGAAAACGACACCAAAUCCCAGCAGGAAUUUCUGGAAAACGACGCCAAAUCCCAGCAGGAAUUUCAGGAAAACGACGCCAAAUCCCAGCGGGAAUUUUUGGAAAACGACCCCAAAUCCCAGCGGGAAUUCCCGGAAACUGACGCCAAAUCCCAGCGGGAAUUUUUGGAAACUGGGGACAAAUCUCAGCAAGAAUUUCUGGAAAUGGGCCCUGAAUCCCUCGGGAAUUUUGGGAGGAAACGGCCCCGGGACGACGCCGGCGCCGCCGAGGCCCCGGCCAAGCUCCGGAGAAGCCUCGGAGGAUCCGAGCCUGGAAUUUCUGGGGUGAGGCAAAGACAGGAGGGAAAGGAAAAGAUGGAAAAGAAAAAAUCCCAAAGUGGAGCCGGGGAGGCGCCGCACGGAUCCGGAGAAAUCCCAGAGGAGGAGGAGGAGGAAGAGGAGGAAAAACCCAAAGCCACGCGCAGGGCUCGAGCCCCGCGCGGCAAUUUCGUCCGCCUCAACCUGAAGAGAAAAACGUAUACCCGCGGAUCCCUGAGGGGAAAAUUCCUCCGGAAACAGGUUUGGAGGCAGAAAUGGAGAAAAAAGUUCGGGGGCGGAUCCGAUCUUUGCUUCCGGUGCGGCGGGAAGGGGCACUGGGCCGCGGAAUGCCCGG